Messenger RNA from Spirodela intermedia, 7391 nucleotides. Lineage: Eukaryota; Viridiplantae; Streptophyta; Magnoliopsida; Alismatales; Araceae. The record is from the annotation of a GenBank genome assembly.
AUGCUCAGUCUUUCCCGGCUGACGCUUCUCCUCUGUUGCGCGUGGGCCGGUACGCUCCUUUACGGGGAGAUGUUCACCUACUGGCUCCCCUUCUGGACAUGCUCCUGGCCGCACGGGGAAUUCUCCUCCUCGGUAAGCGAAGAGCUGCUAUAAAGACUGCUUUUGUUUUCCCUCUCGAACAGUUUACCUCCUACGGUUUGAUUUUUGGACGCUCCCCUACCGAUCCAUUCGGUAGAUCCUCUAUGCUCGAAUCGGCAGACUGUGAUCGUCCUUCCCCGUGCGAGGUAGAAUGCCACCAAGAACAGUAACUGCUUACGCGGAUCUCGUCUGUCUCGUCACAUCUGGUUCAUUCGGGGGAUAACAAGCACCCCCGAACGCAUCAGAUGUGUUCGAGGGGUACAUCGCGGCCUCUUCAAAAGGAGAAAGAAAACGUAAAUUACGUGCUCUCUCUAUCUCCCUAAGAAGGGAAUUUCUAUUUCGUCGUCGUAGGAGAAUCUCUCUCCACUGACACAUGUUUGUUUGCAUACGCAUCGACCUCAGUCAGACAUCAGUGACCUCUUCUGUCUCUUUGCUCAGGUUUUCAUUCUCACUCCUAACAAAAGCCUUCAGAUUCGUUCGCUCAUUUUCAAAUUUUGCUCUUCGAACAUCGCUUAUUUAUUUUUUCAUUCACAAACUCACACGCUGUCUUCCUUGUGUGCGUCAAAUGGAGACGUUAUGCUCUUGGGAAAUCCAUUUAAAUGAUGGGCGUAAUAGAAUCAUGUUGUAAAAGUGUAUCAUUGACGCCUCUAAACUCUUACUAUCUUGUGGUUGUUAUUGGAUGAGACCUGCCAUCAUGGUGACAAUUCCGACUGUUUUGGGGCCUUACAAUUUUGGUCGGGUUUUCAUUGUUUGUGCACUCACUGUUCUUGUUGUUUGGGUACCAUUUCAAGUAGAGAGUUACAUCACAGAGGUAUACUCCAAUAGCGGAAGUGAGAGUUUGACCAAUGUUAAUGUUAGAACGACAGAGAUCAACAUGAGUUACGGUAGAACUGGCUCAAGAAAGUUUAGAGGUCAUGGAAAAGGCCACUUAGGCCGCUUCUCUACUUUGGGCAUUUAAUUAUCCUGUGACAACUAUUGCAUUUCUGUGACGUGCUUGUGCGAAUGAUUCACUGUACAAUGCAGUGUAUAGCAGUUAUUUUCUUACGGGCAGGACUCUGUAUUCAUUCUAGGAAGUCCUCCUUGGAAUUGAUCAUCAACUGGGGACUCAUAGUGUAACAUAAUGUGCGGAAUAAGCGUUCAAUUUAUUCUUGGUUAGAUACCACGGUUGUAUGACAUGGAUAUGACACAAGUUUAUGAAGAUUAUUGAGCCACAGAAACCUGUCAAAAUCUUUUCGAGUUUCCCUAUGCGGCUAAGCCGCAUGUUAAUCGGAUAACUGUACACUCAAUCAUCUCCCUAUAGGGGAAUCAAAAUCACAUUGGACACAACAGGGGUUUGUUAGUGGUUUUUAUGUCCUCACAUGUUUACAUAUCCUAUCAUGGAAUCAUUUCUCCCUAUUGUCUGCCUAACCACCCUUUUUGACCUGUCAUUCAUUUGAUUCUACAGAUAAUGGGCAUCAAACAAAAUCCAGAUGACCGUCUGAAUGUUGCAGUUCUGGCUGAUCCACAGGUUUAAUUACCUUCCCUUUCUUCUAUUUACCUUUUUAUUUCCAAUAUGUUGUUCUCUUUAUCUUUUCAUAUCUUGGCUCCAGGCUUCAGUUUCUUUUGCUGAAUUUUGAAUUGUCACUCCCAUUUAUGAGAUUUUGAUUCAAAUUGAAGGAAUCAAUGUUGCUUUACAGAAGAAUGACUUCUGUUUGACAGAAAACUGAACUGCGAAUGGUGUAGCAUUACAAAAUCUGUGGAUGGAUUAUUAAACUUACCUCUUGGUUUCUUGAAAUUGGACGAGUUAGUUUAAUAUUCUAGAAAAGCAUUCUAAACAUUUAUUUUUGGUUAGAAAUUUUGUAUUUUAUUACCGUUUUAAAGCUCAAAUUUGUUAUGACAGCUUAUGGAUCGGACAUCUCUGGGCCUUCCUCCAGAAUCAAUGGUACUAGAGGCUGCAAAAUUUUACACGGAUCUGUACAUGAGAAGAUCUUUCUUGUCGUCUAUUCUGCCUUUCAAGCCUGAUAUAGUGCUGUUUCUGGGUGAUCAAUUUGACGGGGGACCGUUGUUGUCAGACCAAGAGUAAGGAAAGCUUAUUUAGUUGUGUUAUUGUUUUUUGUAUCAUAUAUGGCCGGUCGUUGACGGUGAAUUUACAUUUUGACAGUCCGUCUAGUUUUUUUGGUCUUUUGUGUUCUACUCUGCUCAUUUUGGUUGCUAAAACACGGGCCUUAUGUAUUUACGUAUUUUUGUUUUUGUGUUGUCAUCAAUCAAAGCUGUAUAUUAUGCGCUUAGACACUGGGUGGCAUAACACUAGAUUUGUUAAAAGUGUUGUAGACAUUGUCUUCAUUUAGUGACGUUCAUACUAACCUCUGAAUCAAAGGUUACACGCUAAGGAACUCCUCUUGCGAUCUUUAUGAACUCCAAGCAACCCACUGGCGUUCCCAUGAUAUCCGCAAUGAUUGUGUAAAACUUUUCAUUGUACGUAGUACAAACAUUCAAUAAAUAGACCACAUGGACGAUUGACAUCUUUGUCUAUGCUAAUUACUGAUAAUGCACAUGACCUCUCUAUAUAUCCUACCGACUCCAGGUUACAAUUUUUUUUCUCUUGAAAUAUUAACUAACCUCUCAGUAAUGUUAUCACAAGUAGGGUAAGGCAAUUGGACUUCACUUUCAAUUGAAGUUGCAAUCAUGCAACCGAAUAGUUUUGACAUUUUGAUGCCUUCAGGUCACAUUGAGAAACGAUUGGUUUGCAGAUAGGUUCUGCAGGUUCCAUUAUCCAUCUCUUGGAUUUAACCUCUCCAGGACAGGUCUCCAUUCUCCAUCCUCUUGCACCGAGGGUGAACAUGACUGAUAUGCCUCUAGCGCAGAAGCUCAUACACUUCUGACUUGGUGAAGGUCAAAUCAUCUUCUCUCCUUGCUUUCGACCUUAGCCAUAUUAUUUCACUAUUCUCGACUUAUGCUGUGUGCCGACCAUGAACUUUUUGGUGCUGGCUAUAUACGUUGGGGAGGCCUACUUGGGUCCUUUUCUCAUUACACUAAUAGAACUUGCCGAAUCCCAAGAAAAAUGCAUAUCUCAGCAAGUAGACUGAUUGUUCUCUCUGGUUGUGCUUCCUGGAUAUAAGAAAACGUUUUUUUAUCCGAAUUAAGAAUAAAAAAUCUUUAAAAUACGCUAAUUUAUUGAUGACAAUGUUCUCUAUAUUGAAUACGCUUUUCCUGAAUUUCAUCUUGAAGGAUGGCUCAAAAAUGUUAACUGAUCUACUUUUUUUACGCUCUCUUUACAGGUGGAAGGAAUCCUUAAAUCGUUUCAAGCAUAUAUUCUAUUUAAAGGAACGAGGAAGGGAUGCGGACAUCAAACUUUACUACCUUAGUGGGAACCAUGACAUUGGGUAUUCUGGUCUGCACUCUCAUCAUCCGGAGGUACGUUUUGAAGAACGGUUGAUACUUUCUCUGAUUGUCUUCGAAGGAUCUUGAUCUAGAUGAAUGCAAAUGAAAGGGAAGGGCAUCAGGAAGUGAUUUACCUCAAAUCUGUCCCAUUAGAGAAUAAAUUGAUCUCCUCGUACAAAUUUUCUGGCUAUGGAGGCACAAUUCGUGGCCUUUGAUGAGCUUCAUUAUAUCUUUCUUGUUCUAAUCCUCUCACAGCCACAAUGACCAUCCAUCAGUAAGAUGCUUGAAGGAUCAACAUUAACUAUCAUGAGAUCAUUAUUUUCCUUUUCCAAAUACAUGCUUCAGAAGACUUCCAUGGAUUCCUCUUUUCGGAAGUUGACGGAAGUUUCAUUUGUAUUGGUAAUAUAGCAUGUUCCAUUGAUUAAAAUAUAACUCUACCAUUCUUCAGUAGAUAAUUGUCUGCUCCACCCCAACUAUGGCGCAUUCAAACUUUUGAGGCAUUGAGCCUCCACAAUACUUGAUACUCCAGUUUAAUGAUAUCCAAUGCCAGUUGUAAUCGAGUUGAACUUUUGCGGGCUCUUGUGCUGCUCUUUGAGUGAACUUUAUGCCGAAUUUAAUGUAACAUACGUAUAUAUACAUCCAUGUAAGAGUAGCGGAUUUGCAACAUUAUAUUUUUAUGUGACAGGUGAUUAGCCGCUUUGAGAAAGAUUUUGGCUUGCGAAACUAUCGCUUCAGUGUUCAGAAGGUGGACUUUAUUGUUAUUGAUGCCCAAACACUGGAUGGUAACCACAACAUUUUCAUUUUUCUUGGGGAUCUACUUAUUAUCAUGCAUUAAUACCCUUAGACAGAGAUAAUUGGCUCUAUAUUGUUUGAUAUUUUCUCUCUUUUUUAAUGAAUAAAUGAGUUUUAAUGGCUACAUAGUAUGCUUUAUAGAUAUUGACCAUGUGUUUAUGCAAUGAUACCACCCCACAGUACAUUCAAUAAAAAUACGAAGAAAUUAGAUCAAGAAUGGUCUUUGGCUAUGAGCUCAGUGGAACAGAGGAUAUUAUGCUAGAGGACUAUUACAACUUUCAAGAAUCCCUGGUGUAUUUUGGCAUGUCUGCCUAUGUCAAACUCUUGUUUAUGGAUAGAUUUUAGAAAUGUAUUUAGCAUCAGACCUUAUAUUGGAAUCAGUGACUAGAAAAGCAGUUGAUUGAAAUGGGAUCAAAUAUCGAAAGUCUAAGACAGAAAAAUGUGAUUAGCUGGGUCAUUCCACGAAUAUGCAAUGGAAAACAUGAUUAUUUUCCUCAUGCAGCUGUCUAUUUCGACUAGAAAAUCCCAAUCAAGAAUAUUUAGUACUAUACAUGCAUAGAUAACUUUAUGGAUCAUGAGCCCCUUGGUGCGCUUAUAAUCCUUCAGAUGCUGUGUAACCGUCUAUGUUAGAAAAUGUUGAGGAUUAAAUCAUUGUGUCAGGUGUGACUUGCAGAAGAUGUUCAUCAUCCCAUUUGAAAGAAGUUUCUGUUGUACCAGUUCACUUCUGUGAUUAGUGGUCGAAUAACAUGUAGGUUCUUUAUUGAGUAGUCCUUUCACCCAGAUAUUUCGCUGAUGACCGUAUGAUGUAUGACGUGCCAGCCUUUUCCAAAUAUGGCGGGCCUUUUAGACACAAAUUAUUUUCACGAAAACCCUUCACAUGCUUCUAGAAACUCUAGCUAAACGAGUUCCAUUUAAUGCCCACAUUAUGCCCCAGGUAAUGUGAUUAAAUGGUGUUGGAGGUUAUGGGAAGUUUGUUUGAUCCUGCAUGCUUCUUGCCAGGAACCUUUUGUAUGACAUCCAUUUAAUUUCUUUAUGAUGAAUAAUAAAAAAAAUCAUAUUCUGGCGUACGCCCAAUCUUAUUGAUAUUUUGUAUAAGAAAAUAAAGUCAUUUUUGAGGGCUUUUUUAUGUGUGGAAAAUUAAUACCUUCUCAUGCUGCAAAGCAUUUCUGUUUGCUAUGAUUGGUUGUCUUGAUCAGGACCUACAAAAGGGAACUUCACAUCUUUAACGUGGGAUUUCAUCAAAAACAUAUCAAAGGGUCUGUAACGUUAAUGUUUGCUUGGAACUGGACACUACAUUUUAUCUUGAUGUCUCAUAACAAAAAUCAUAUUAUUUAUGUUCUCUUUAGAUCCUUCACCAAAUUCCAGGGUUCUGUUGACACAUAUCCCUCUCCAUCGCCCUGAUGGAACACCUUGUGGUCCUCACCGUGUUUCCCCAAUUAUCAAUCAAGUAUGUAUUUGCGUUACAAUUUUACUAUUUUACCUCAACUGAUUUGGUUAUGCUAAAAUAUUGCCUUUUUUAAUAUAUUUUCAGAGGGUCUCCCAUGCUGGACCGGAUCAAGGAAUAACGUAAGUUUCCACACGUGGGACUCCUAUUUCUUUCGUUCAAUUCUUAGAAUUUCUUAUGUUGUAUGCUAUAUUCCAUAGACUGUCUGUUGUUAGACAAACUGCUUACUUUUGGUAACAACUUACCGAAGGUUCAAGAAAACAGAUCUCAGGGUGAUGAUGCUGCCAAAAUCGAGCCUAUUGGUUGAAUUUCAUUGAUUGACUGUGCCGUGACUACUUAUAGUCUUCUUUUUGUUAUUUGAUGAGGUGAUUUAGUUUGUAUCUACCGUGAGUUUAUAUCCUUAUGAGACCCUUGACAAUAUGUGUCUAUUAAAUUCGUGUAGAUAUCAGAAUUACCUCACUGAAAAAACAUCUGAAAAAUUGUUAGAGUUGAUCAAGCCGGUAAGUUCACUUUUCAUCCUCUCCAUGUGUUCAAAUACGUGGAAUUCGUGUCAAUAAGUUACAAUUACAUGUCACUUUUUCGAGUAGUAGGUUAUGAAGAUAACACAGGAAGCACUAAAAACUAGUCUUUGUUCAGAUGCUCGUCCUGUCUGGCCAUGAUCAUGAUCAAUGCUCUGUGACCCACUCCACAUCUUUUGGGCCAGUGGUGGAGGUACGUGUAUGAAAGCAGAUGCUGAUUUAGUAAACUUCACUCUAAUCUAACCUCGUAAGUUCUGCAGCAUACUCUGGGAACCGUGAGCUGGCAGCAGGGGAACCUGUAUCCUUCGUUCAUGCUGCUUUCUGUGUUUGCCCCAGCGGUUAUAAAUACAACCCAAGGACAUCAAGUGUCAACCAGUCUAUGUUUUCUUCCGAGGCAAACACACAUUUACAUAUGGUAGUGUGGUUUUUUUUCUGUAUAAUCAGUGAAUGUACAGACUCGAUCAUAUCUCUAUUCUUGUGACUCAUUACAUAUACUAUCACUGCGUUGUCAGGUACUUAUGCCUAUUUGCCGUGACCAUCCUCAUGGUGUCAUUCUGGCCCUCAAGUGGUGUCGGCUGUUGGGAUCGAUUUGUUCAGGUAAUCAGCAGCUUUAUAACGACUACAAAGGAGAAGAAUGAAGAUGAAGACUGUGAGUAUGAAAUGGUUUGGGAUGCAGAGGGAUCCAUGCAUCUUGUGAAGAAAGCAACACCAAAGGCACUAGCUUCAUCUUCGAAUGACACUGGACUGAUGGGAAGGUGCAUUUGUGCUUUUCUAGUUCACAUUUCUUUUAUGGGACGUAGAUGGCAAUAAUUUUCUUGAGCCUGCUGCACCUGCGUACUUUUUAUUAUUAUUUUUCAUUUACAAUUUACCAAGUAGACAUCAUAAACCAAUAUUCGGUAACUCCUCUCAGGGGCAAUGCUAUAGCACGGCCCGCAGCAAAGAAAUAUUUGCGCCAGGAGGCAGAGCCAUCCUUCGCAGUGGAUAUGAGCACAGAUGUGAAGUCAGCAGAGACUUGUUCUGGAAAAUCGAGAGCAGGAAGGGCUGCUCAACGGCUGGUUCGCAUACUCCGAUUGCUUUUGAUCAUCGCUACCGUUAAUGUACCUCUGUACAUUAUGUUGUUGUUUAAGGAUUGGAUUUAA